AUGCCUAUCUCAAGAGAUGCCCUCCCUGUCUCGCAAGACCUGCUAUACGAAGUAGCUCUUGCCUUGUGGAGAACUGUCGUAACCAUAUUCUUCCGGGAGAUUAGGCCGAGAGGUGCAUUCCAUAUCCCUCGCGAUGGACCCGUCAUCUUCGUAGCUGCUCCUCACCAUAACCAGUUCCUUGACCCCUUAUUGCUCACGUUACAAGUCCACCGAGAGACGAGGCGGAAAGUACAGUUCCUCAUUGCGGCAAAGAGUAUGAAGAGGAAGGUUAUUGGGUUCUUUGCAAUGAUGAUGUCAAGCAUCCCAGUUGUUCGCGCUGCAGAUGACGCGAAACCUGGAAUCGGUCAAGUCAUGAUCUCCGACGACGACCCGUGUCUUGUCAUCGGUUUCGAUACUCGCUUCACGGAAGAGUUCACUCCCCAAAUGCAAAUCAUGCUUCCCAAGACUGUUAAUUUCGCCGUAGCAGAGGUCGCGGAGGUCAUCUCGGAUACACAGCUCCGUAUCAAGAAGGAGUUCGGAGGAGAGAGUGGAAAGGGUACCGUCCGAAUUCGCGAGAAGACAAAGGAGCUGCGGGCAGACGGGAAGCAAGGCUUCGACUUCAAGAAACUACCUCACGUCGACCAGAAAGAGAUGUAUCAUCAUGUGUAUCAAUGUCUCACAGAAGGCGGCUGCAUAGGUAUUUUCCCUGAGGGCGGGAGUCAUGACCGUACCGAUCUGCUUCCACUGAAGGCGGGCGUCUCUCUGAUGGCACUAGGUGCUAUGGCGAACGACCCGCAUGUCAAAGUCAGAAUAGUUCCAGUUGGGUUGUCAUACUUCCACCCACAUCGCUUCCGGUCGAGGGCCGUCGUUGAAUUCGGGACAGCCCUGGAUGUCCCCCCGGAGUUGGUAGAGAUGUACAAGGAAGGGGGCGCACGGAAGCGAGAGGCUGUCAGCAAACUACUGGACUAUACCUAUGACGCGCUGAAGACAGUCACCAUCCGGGCCCCGGACUACGAGACUUUGAUGCUUUGUCAAGCGGCGCGCCGUCUGUACAAGACUCCCGGUCAACAUUUGACACUCGGUCAAGUUGUAGAACUCAAUCGUCGCUUCCUGGAAGGUUACCUACAUUUCAAGGACGAGCCCAAGGUCCAGAAGUUGCGCAACGACGUUCUAAAUACAACCGCAUGGUACGGGAUCUCGGCCUGCGAGACCAUCAGGGCCAGUUGGAAGACACUGGGUCUACUCCUGUAUCGCCUGGGUCUCUUAUUCGUUUGGACGAUGCUUGCACUCCCUGGUGUCAUCUUGAACGGACCAAUCUUCCUAGCAGCGUCAAUCAUGUCAAGGAAGAAGGCCAAAGAGGCGCUCGCCGCUUCGACUGUCAAGAUUGCUGCCCGAGAUGUUGUAGCGACAUGGAAAGUCCUAAUCUCACUGGGGAUGACUCCUCUCCUCUACGGGUUUUACGCAUUCCUGGCCACCAUGAUAGUCGUCAGAGCUGGUGCGCCCCUGGAGGUGAAGAUCUGGACGCCUAUUUUGGUCAUGGUGAUCUUGCCUUUCGUGGCAUACGCUGCCCUGAAGUUCGGGGAAGCUGGCAUGGAUGUUCUGAAGUCACUGCGGCCACUGGUAGUGGCAUCGAUACCUGGCCAGUCUCGCUCGCUGAAUCAGUUGAAGGCAAUGCGUGUCGAAGUGUCGAACCAACUCGCGGAAGUGAUCCGCGAAUUUGGUCCGGAGCUCUAUACAGACUUUGACGCAAAUCGCAUUUUGGUACCGUCUGCGAGUGUCCCACCGUCUACAGGUGAACAGGGUAUUUGGAGGCGAAAGAGCGGCACAGGUGGCGUCGAUGCUCAGGGAAACUUGCUCGUACAUCCAAUGACUUGGCUCGACGAACGCCUGUUCGGCUGGACUCGAAGUGCGUCUCGGGGAACAAGUGCGUGGUCAGGAACACGCAGCCAGGACAUCAGCAGGGCACCCAGUCCAGACGCAUCCGAGGACGAGACCGGCGACUACGACAACGUUCUAGGCUACCUCGAGGGCCGGAGUACUCAGUCGUCGCGCCCCGGACGUAGUCACCAAAGCUCCUAUGCCGAUAUCCAGCGGCUGAAGAUUGGCGCGGGUGUUAAUGGCGUCAAGUUCGCUGCGGCUAGCACCGGGACAGAGGCUGGCGACGCUGAGGGCCUCCAGAUGCGGCAGCGAGCCAGCUCGCGGACCCGCAAGACCUCGUUGUCAGAUAUGGUACCGGUGGAGAGGAUCGGUGCGCUGGAUAGGGAUGAGAACUUCCGUGAGGCAACGGACGACAUAAAUCACGAGCUGGAGAAUAAAAAGGAGCACAAGGACAAGUAG
Molecule: messenger RNA, 2316 nt
Organism: Fomitopsis serialis
Lineage: Eukaryota; Fungi; Basidiomycota; Agaricomycetes; Polyporales; Fomitopsidaceae
Product: glycerol-3-phosphate O-acyltransferase
Exons: 10
Coding region: 1-2316 (771 amino acids)
Biological process (GO): phospholipid biosynthetic process
Cellular component (GO): endoplasmic reticulum membrane
Molecular function (GO): glycerol-3-phosphate O-acyltransferase activity; glycerone-phosphate O-acyltransferase activity
Source: RefSeq, a predicted model, not a curated record